AGAGGCAAGUUGCUGUCUGUGACUGCCCCUCUUCUUCUUCUUCCAAUUCUCUCUCUCUCUCUCCACUUUUAUCUCGCUUUUGUUUUAAUUCUCCCCCUUUUUUCUGGUUAAAUCACCCACUUCGGUUAUUUUCCAGAGCUUUCUGGAGGAUGUUUCACUGCUUCUAGCUACAAAUAAACAUCAACUGGAGAUCAAAUCCAAGCAGUGUUUCAGGGCCGAGUAUUCUGCGCAAGGAAACUGUAAAAAUAGGGGAUAUCAUUGAGCAAACAUUGGAAUUUCUUUUAAAAGAGAAUACAUAUAUAGAGAAAGGGGGGAACUGGGUGGAUUUGAGAUUUGUUGAAUAACUGGUUUGCAUAAGCUUGGGUUUUCCUUAUCGAGGGUGUGGAAUGACAAUGUUUUAAGAGAUAGGGUGUUGUUGUAGCUUUAUUUCAGGCCAUCUCCGGGAGGGAGAGGAGAUUCUAGAGCAUGAACCAGAGGUCACCGUGGAAGCGGAUAAUAGCGAAGAAAAGAUGGAUGUCAACAAGAUUGAGAAGAGGAUGUGUAGGGAUAGGAUGCUAUUGAAGCGGCUGAAAGAGGAUUAUUGCCGUGAAAAGAUGGAUGUCGACAAGCUUGAGAAGAGGAUAUGGACGGAUGGGAUGCUAUUGAAGCGGUUGAAAGAGGAUUAUAGCGACGAAGAGAUGGAUGUUGACAAGCUUGAGAAGAGGAUUUGGAGGGAUAGGAUUCUGAUGAGUCGGCUGAAAGAGGACUAUAGCAAUGAAGAGAUAGAUGUGGACGAGCUUGAGAGGAAGAUGUGGAGGGACAAGAUGCUUUUUAGGCGGCUAAAAGAGCAAAGCAAGGGGAACCAAGGAGUUGACUAUGAAAAUCAACGUCAAACCCAGCGGCAAGCAUGGAGGAAGAAGAUGUCAAGGGCACAGAUGAUGCUGGAUCAAGGAUUAUACAACUGUGAGUACUCUCAAUGCUUAUAUCAUGAUUACUUUGGCUUUCCCGACAGGACUUCCAGAAAUAAUCACCAGAUGAAUUGUGCAUACGGUUCCAAUCUUUCCCAAGCUUUUGGGUUGCCAAGCUUUCAGAUUAACAACGACAAACCAGCAACUCCUCAACAAAUGAACCAGUCAUCUCAUUUCGAUGUUAGUGACCUUGAUAUUCCAGAAGAUGGCAUGAAGAAAAUCUCUGACCUUCUGUCUUUCUAUGACACGCUUGUGCAGCAGAGGAACAAAACUUUGAAUCCUGAAAACAUUCCAGUUCCCACCAACAUGGAGAACCACAUUCAGCCACAGCAAAAAUACCAAUUUCAGAUGGAUGAUAUCUUCUUUGUUCCGGGUGUUGUGGGAGGCAACAUGUCUGAGCAUGCCAAUAUCUCAUCGCAACGAGUGGUUUUCCCAUCAACAGAGGUUCAAUUUGAUCAUUGCAAGGUGUUUGAUUCUCCAUUAGACAAUAAUCCCAAUGAUAAUAUUGCAGACUCAAGAUUUGAUUCACCCGCUAACAUGUUACCCGUCAAAUUUCCUGUGGACACACUGCCAAAACAGGAUGACUCCCUCUGAAACUAGAACAAUAACAGGAGGUUUUUACUGCAUCAGUCAUUUGGGUAACGGCAGUGUAAUGUCUCAAGUGGAGGUUCAUCUUUUCACUAUUCUGCUUCUGCAUUAGUAAGAUCUACGAGGGUUUACGUCUAGUAUUCACUCAACUUCUGCAGAUGUUUGACCUUUAGAGAAACCGGGUUUCUCAAGUGCGACUUUAUUUAUUAGAGUAUACGUUGUCUAGUUUUUUUUUUUUUUUUAAAUGCUGUAUAAGGUUUAAUUAGGAACUGUAAAGAAUCCAGCCAAGUAUUUGCUGCUGUUGAAAGGUUGGGACUUAAUGUUCGGCUGUUACAUAUUAUUAUUAUUAUUAUUAUUCCUCAUGAAACUGCAUUUAGACUGGUUGCUGAA
Molecule: messenger RNA, 1925 nt
Organism: Humulus lupulus (European hop)
Lineage: Eukaryota; Viridiplantae; Streptophyta; Magnoliopsida; Rosales; Cannabaceae
Product: protein ETHYLENE INSENSITIVE 3-like
Exons: 2
Coding region: 510-1541 (343 amino acids)
Cellular component (GO): nucleus
Molecular function (GO): DNA binding; DNA-binding transcription factor activity
Source: RefSeq, a predicted model, not a curated record